This is a messenger RNA of Styela clava, 1404 nucleotides long. RefSeq names its product putative methyltransferase DDB_G0268948. Lineage: Eukaryota; Metazoa; Chordata; Ascidiacea; Stolidobranchia; Styelidae. The record is from RefSeq and is a predicted model, not a curated record. Gene Ontology annotation, molecular function: S-adenosylmethionine-dependent methyltransferase activity.
UCUUCUGUCUGGUAAAUAUUGACAGAACACAUGAGUGCGUAAAUGAUAAACUCAUUUAUACAACUUGCGGUUGUUGCCAACACGUUUGUACCGGUUUCGACGGGAUUAUCGAUUUAAGCGUCACUGUUAUGCAAUACAUGUCGGCAUGAUCAGGGUUUUUGAGAAGGCUAAACAUGCGGAACUGUAUGCUGUUUAUAGACCUAAAUAUCCUAAUGCCGUUGUUGAAGAUAUUGCCAAAUACGUCAAGAUGGAAAAAGGUAUCGUACGUGGUGAUAAAAUAGACUUGAUGGUCGACGUCGGAUGUGGCACAGGACAUUCUACAAAUAUUUUUCAACCAUAUGUUCGGAAGAUAAUAGGCUUUGAUCCUAGCAAACGUCAGAUCGAGCAAGCGAUGAAGCGCAAGUUCCAUACUAAUAUUUCUUACAUGGUAUCCCAAGCGGAAGCAAUGCCCUUACGUAGCGAUUCUGUGGACUUAGUUUGCUCCGGUAUGUCUGCUCACUGGUUAGACUUUGAACUAUUUUAUCGCGAGUGUAGAAGAGUGCUUAAACCCACUGGUUGUCUUGCGUUAUACGGAUACUGCAGACCAGCACUGGCACAAAUAGGAAGUGAUCCAGAUCCACGUGUUACUCCAAUAUUAUCUGAGCUGCACUCCAAAUGUGUCUGGCACGAACGUAACAGCCACGUGCACGAUCGUUACUGUAAAAUAUUUGACAAAAUCUCCACAGAAAAUAAACACCGCAUUGAUAGCCACAAAAUACAACAAAGUAUUUGUUUGAAAGAUUUUUUGCAAUAUGUAUCAACGUGGUCUGGUUAUCAAAAACUUUUGGAUCAGAAAUCAUUGCCAGAAUUAGAUAUUCUAACCGACUUUGCUAAUAAUUUGAAAAAGCUUUGGGGCAUGGAACAAUUAUCAGAUAAUCAGGUUAAUAUACAAGUCACGUGGGAAGUAUUUGUAAUUCUUGCCGGACGACUGUGAUCAACAUUUUGGCAUUUUGUAAUAUCUUUAAUUUUAAUAUUUAAGCGAUUGAAUUGUGUGGUUCAUAAUGAUUAACUAUCCGAACAACUACAUAAUACUUUUUACACAAGCGUGACAUGUAGUUCAAUGCUGGAGGGCGAAAAGUAUAUUUUUAGAUUUAUUUAUGUUCUGAAAUAACGCAAAACUCGAAAAGGGGAUAAUAAUCAAAAAAAUGUUUUUGUUAUUGCAGUUUUGGGCUAAUUUUGAUUAUUUUGGCGAGCAGAAAUGCCUGCCACACAAAAUCCCUAAUACAUUCGUAAGAAGCUUCUGCACAAACGUAUCAACUGCUUUUAUAUUGUAUAUACUUAUCGUUGAACUGGGAUUGGUGUUGUGUCAUUUUUACCUUGGGUUUUGGUACACAUAAUAAUUUAUUUGUGAGAAUUUUCUUGCAG